CGGCCGUCGUCGCCGCCGCCGCCGCCGCUGGGGGUGGGCUCCGGAAGAGCCGGCCCAGCAGGGAAAGGAGACGACGAUCCAGAAGCGAAAUCCUGCAGGCGGGGAAGAGACAGAGGCGCAAAGAAAAAGUGACUCGGGCGGUGCACCCCGGAGGCGCUCAGGAGGGGACUGCAGCCGCAGAGGGGCCUCACUGAUCCUCCCCCCACGUCCUCCGAGGGCCAGACCUCGGCCCGCCCCUAAGGGCGCGAGGCGAUGAGAUAAUCCAGCUGAGCUGCGAAAGGAGAGCUUCUGGCGCUGGAUUGAGGGGGAGGGGGUCUCUGGGCGGGGUGGGCCUCGGAAGUGGGGGUGAGGGUCGGCGCUGAUCCGGGGCCAGAGGGGGGCGGAGGCUGCUGGGCAGCCCAGGAGUGGGCUGCAGGGGCCUCGCUCGCGGGGCUCACUCGCGCUGCGGCGGCCCGCGCGCUCCAUUCAGCUCGGAGCUGCCCCGCGCCCCAGCCGCCCGCCCGGCCGGCAGCUCCGGCCCGCGGCGCAGAUGGCUGUGCGCGGCGCCAACACCUUGACGCCCUUCUCCAUCCAGGCGAUCCUCAACAAGAAAGAGGAGCGCGGCGGGCUGCCCGCGACGGAGGGGCGCCCCGUACCCGGCGGUACAGCGGUGGCAGCGGCGCCCGCUGUCUGUUGCUGGCGGCUCUUUGGGGAGACAGACGCGGGCGCGCUGGGGGGCGCCGAGGACUCUCUGCUGGCGUCGCCUCCUGGGACCAGAACGGCUGCGGGGCGGACCACGGAGAGCCCGGGCGGCUGGGAUUCGGACUCGGCGCUGAGCGAGGAGAACGAGGGCGGGCGGCGCUGCGCGGACCCGCCGGGGGCCAGCGGGGCCUGCCGUGCAGGGGCGACCCUGGGCCUCGGCCAGCCGGUCUGUGAGCUGCCUGCAGCCAAGGACCUGGAGGAGGAAGCCGCGGGCCGGAGCGACAGUGAGAUGUCGGCCAGCGUCUCAGGCGACCGCAGCCCGAGGGUCGAGGAAGACGGCGUUGGCACAGGAGGCGCACGCGUGCCCACGUUGUGCAGCGGCAGCGGCGGCGGGCGCGCGGGCGGCGCAGAGGAGGAGGAGGAGCCCGUGGCGCCCAAGCCGCGCAAGAAGCGCUCGCGCGCCGCCUUCUCCCACGCACAGGUCUUUGAGCUGGAGCGCCGCUUCAACCACCAGCGCUACCUGUCCGGGCCCGAGCGCGCAGACCUGGCCGCGUCGCUGAAGCUCACCGAGACGCAGGUGAAGAUCUGGUUCCAGAACCGUCGCUACAAGACCAAGCGCCGACAGAUGGCCGCCGACCUACUGGCCUCGGCGCCCGCCGCCAAGAAGGUGGCAGUGAAGGUGCUGGUGCGCGACGACCAGAGACAGUACCUGCCCGGAGAGGUGCUGCGGCCUCCUUCGCUGCUGCCACUGCAGCCCUCCUACUAUUACCCUUAUUACUGCCUCCCCGGCUGGGCACUCUCCACGUGUGCGGCCGCCGCGGGCACCCAGUGAGCCGGCCUGGGGUGAGGCAGCGAAUGAUCCCCGCGCCCCAGCUCCAGACGGGCGCUGAUGGCUGUGCAGGUUGUGCCCUGUACUGGGGCGCCCCGCGGAGGGGGCAGGUGGAGGAUGAAAUCCAGUCCUGGCUCUGCUCUCCAGGACGUGCGCCCUGGCAGCGGGACUGGGUCUACCCAGAGGGGGGCGCCUUUUUCUAGUUUGAACAGAGGCAUCCUAUGGCCUAGGGACCCUGUUCCUACCCCCCACCCCACUUGCUUGGAAGCCCUUGGACAUUAUUUAUUACCACCAUAAUGUUGGGUUUGGAUUGUGUCUGCCUGGGGAUGGCGUUUCCCAGAGAGGAGAGAACUCCUGGAGACCACACAAGCCUGAAUCCCAGAAUUUCAGGCCUGCCGGGAGCUUCGUGCGCUAGGCCACACUAGUUCAUGGUAUCCAUGCUACCAAUCUAUGUGUAUCUACAUAUCUAUUAUUUUUGGAAUGCAAUUGUUACAAAGGGGUUUAGAGCCCUGGCAGCCCCAAGGAGCCCCAGGCUAGGGGUUCAUUGAACCAUGAAAUGUUUGGUUUGCGGGCCCUCCUCCCCACCCCUCCCCGGUGUCAGAGCUCGGGUGGGGGCGCCUAAUUGGGUGCUGAAUGUAUGGAAGGGAGCCUCUGAGCACAGGGCAGGGCAAGGGCCCCGCAUCUUCCCUCUCGGAGGUCCAGGCUGCGACCAACUGGGGGAGCUCCUGGGAGCCCCCGAACCAGGAGAGAGGAAACCCAGGAGUCCUUCUCAGAACCUUCCUUCCUUCCUUCCUUCCUUCCUUCCUUCCUUCCUUCCUUCCUUUCUUUCUUUUUCUUUCUUUCUUUCUUUCUUUCUUUCUUUCUUUCUUUUUCUCUCUCUCUCUCUUUCUUUCUUUCUUUCUUUCUCUCCUUCUUUCUUUCUUUCGGAGGUUAAAACUUGUAGCACUUUUCAGUUGCUUGUAUUCAAAUGAUGGUUAUUUUUGUAUUCAAUGUGAAUAUCCUUGACCGGCCUUUCCUCGGCGUCCUCUGCAGUUCGGCCGCUGGGCCCAGUCUCUACCGUUUAGCCUCGGCGACUCCUGCGUCCUGACCCAGGAUUCCCCCAUCCCUGUCCCUGCAACCUAAGACAGGUGAUCCUGUCAACCUCGUGUCAACCUCGCCGCUUGUCGCCUCCUUAAGGGCACUGUGCACUCAACUAGAGUAUUAACU
Molecule: messenger RNA, 2716 nt
Organism: Balaenoptera acutorostrata (minke whale)
Lineage: Eukaryota; Metazoa; Chordata; Mammalia; Artiodactyla; Balaenopteridae
Gene: NKX3-2
Product: NK3 homeobox 2
Exons: 2
Coding region: 530-1513 (327 amino acids)
Biological process (GO): cell differentiation; regulation of transcription by RNA polymerase II
Cellular component (GO): nucleus
Molecular function (GO): DNA-binding transcription factor activity, RNA polymerase II-specific; RNA polymerase II cis-regulatory region sequence-specific DNA binding
Source: RefSeq, a predicted model, not a curated record